This is a messenger RNA of Drosophila busckii, 551 nucleotides long. Its product is annotated as peptidyl-prolyl cis-trans isomerase-like 3. Gene Ontology annotation, cellular component: catalytic step 2 spliceosome. NCBI's taxonomy places the organism in Eukaryota, Metazoa, Arthropoda, Insecta, Diptera, Drosophilidae. Bases 35 to 520 code for a protein of 161 amino acids. Gene Ontology annotation, molecular function: peptidyl-prolyl cis-trans isomerase activity. Gene Ontology annotation, biological process: protein peptidyl-prolyl isomerization. The transcript has 3 exons. The record is from RefSeq and is a predicted model, not a curated record.
CUGUGGUCACACUCAACUUACUGCCGCUGCUAAAAUGUCCGUUACCUUGCACACAGACGUGGGUGAUAUCAAAAUCGAACUUUUCGUCGAGGCUUGCCCCAAGGCGUGUGAGAAUUUCCUGGCGCUAUGUGCGAGUGAUUACUACAGCGGCUGUUGCUUCAUACGAAAUAUUAAAGGAUUCAUUGUACAAACCGGAGAUCCUACAAACACCGGCAAGAAUGGACAGUCCAUCUGGGGCACUAAAUUUGAUGACGAAUUUAAGGAAACUAUAAAGCACACGGACAGAGGCAUGGUCUCCAUGGCAAACAAUGGUCCCAAUGCAAAUGCCAGCCAAUUUUUCAUUACCUAUGCUGCACAGCCAAAUCUUGACUUGAAAUACACACUCUUUGGCAGAGUUAUAGACGGCUUUGAUGCACUCGAUGAGCUGGAAAAGCUGCCUGUUAAUCCCAAGAACUAUCGCCCGCAUGUGGAUAAGAAAAUCAAUGGAGUAACGAUACAUGCCAAUCCUUUAGCAGCGUGAUUAAAGAUAAUAAACCAUAGUAAAUGCUCUA